This is a messenger RNA of Homo sapiens (human), 11935 nucleotides long. It is a transcript of the gene RASA3, whose product is annotated as RAS p21 protein activator 3. Gene Ontology annotation, cellular component: plasma membrane. NCBI's taxonomy places the organism in Eukaryota, Metazoa, Chordata, Mammalia, Primates, Hominidae. Gene Ontology annotation, biological process: negative regulation of Ras protein signal transduction; response to stress; intracellular signal transduction. Bases 9016 to 10371 code for a protein of 451 amino acids. The record is from RefSeq and is a predicted model, not a curated record. Gene Ontology annotation, molecular function: GTPase activator activity. The transcript has 25 exons.
AGUGUGUGUGGGGCUUCCGCUGAGACCUGCCGUGCUGGGUGGUGAGUGGGCUGUGAGCUGACCACGGACCCCUGCCCUCCAGCCUCUGACCUCUGGGAGCCAGGGCUGUGUGACCCUGCAGUGCUGGGUGGCGGGUGGGCUAUGAGCUGACCGCGGACCCCCAUUCUCCAGCCUGCGGUCUGUGGGAGCCAGGGCUGUGUGGCCCUGCACUGGCCAUGUGCUUCUGAUGGGUGUGUUUUGCCUCCUGUCCUUUGCGGAGAUGGAGCAUUUUCCCUGGCCAAGUUGCCCCUUCUCUGUGGGGCGCCUCUGAGGAUGAGUCAGGCAGUGACUCAGGACCGCAGAGCUCAGCCCAGAGGCUGGCUUGGGAGCCCCAGGGCUGCUUCGCAGACCCGGUUUGGGGUUUGGUUCCUCUUCACGCAGCCUUUACCCUCUACCCCGAGGCUGGGGCAGCCCUGGCAGCUCCCGGCUCCCCCCAGCGUUUGGGAAAUGGGCCCCGAGCCUGCGGCAGAGCACAGAGCUGGGAAACCAGGUUUAUUUUCUUAUGAUCACGUGAUGGGAGCAGCCGCAGGCGGGAUGGGGCAGCGCCAGCCUUGCGCAGAUGCUGGGAAGUGACUCAGGGAGGAGAAGGCGGGGGUUUCUCUGCUGGUCCCAGCUGAGCCCCUGCUCCAGGCUCCAGGAGGAGGAGGAAUUCAGUUCAGAUGGUUUCCCCUCAUCAGAGCCACUACUUAAAGGUCAACUCUGUUUUCUGCAAGAGGUUUUUUCUUUUUUCCCCGUGAAAGUUUGCUUGAUUCUGUGAAACUUCAUUUGCACUUCUUCCAGAAAUGACUGAGGGAAAGGAGACUUUGCCAGGGUCUCUGCCUCAGAGGGAGAGGCUGCUGCGUGCGUUAAUUUCCUUAGGCCACAUGGCAGGAUUUCAGGCGAGCCUGGUCCUCUCAGGCCGCACUUUUUCUUUAUUUGGAAAGAGAGUUCCAGAGCCCUCGGGCGGUGAGUGGGGGCCGCCUGGGCCAGGCAUUCAUCCCGCAUCUGACUGCUGCUGACCUCGGCUGGAGACAAAGCCGGCCUGUCCAAGAGAUACCCCGAGGUUAAGCUGCUGAUGGGAAGGGGGGCACCUGGUGGCUGUGUGGCCCCUUUGAGUCCAUCAGAAAGAAGAGAUUGUCCGGCACAGGCCACCGAACAGGAUGGGGGAUGGGAGGAAUGCCCUAGCGUUCAGCCGGUUUCAUUUUUCUUUUGGAAUACGCUUCAAACUCUGCUGCCCAGGAAGGAGAAAGCACAAACCUUCCUGCUGAUGAAAGAAAAUGGGUGCCCCCACCAUGAGACCCACGGACAGCGGGGGGCUGUCCGUGGGCCUGGGCUUUGCACCUGGGAGUGUUGGUGCUGUGUGGAGGGAACUGACCCUGUCCUCAGGCUGAGCCUGGAGUCCCCACAACAGCAUAGGGGGGAAAGCUGCUGUCCUCAGACUCCGCGUGGCCUCCAGUGAUGGUGCUGUGGCCACUUCCUGCCGGGUGCUCACCGUGGGUUCUGGGUGGGGCUGGGAGGACAUGGGGCGUAGGCCAUUCUGCCCACGAGGUGACGUGAUCGAGGUGGACGUGGCUGGCCUCGCAGCCUCUGCUCCUGCAGGUCCUGGGACGCUGUGUCCAUCUGCUGGAGCUCAUUUCAGAGUUGGCUGAUCACAGGUCCAUAGUCACCCACUGGUGACAAAUUUAACAAAUUUGUGGGGGUUUUUUUAGUUCAAAAAAGAUCCUCCUUAAAUGUUGUGAAAUAAUAUGUCUUUUAAGUUGCAACACACAUUCAGAAGUUCCCGGAGGGUUAAAUCCUGAGCAUGAAAAGAUGGUCAUUCUAAUAGAAAACAGGCCCAGAGCAUUUCAAGAAAAAAUGAGAUUUAAAACUGCUCAUAAAAAGAUGGACAUUCCACCUCACCAAUGAGCCAGACAUUUAAAAUUUAAGCAGGUUUUUGCCACCGGUUUAGCAAACUGUAGAAAUAUUUAUAAGACGGCGUAUGCUGGGGGUGGACACUGGUCCAGACUCCCUGGAGGGUUCUGUGGCUUUGUGUUUCAAAGGCCUCAGGACAGUGCACAUCCUUGGAGGAAUUUAUCCCACGGGGACAAUCAGCCACUGCACAGAUCUGCGUUCCCAGGGUGCUCACCCCUGCUGCUCCCACCACACAGCGUGCACAUGGCAGGGGGACCUGGCACUGCUGUCCACGCACACACGUGCCGUCUGACCCCAGCGUUUUAUCAGCUCUUUGGAAAGUGGCCCAUGGCCUGAUGUGAAAGGAAAAAGCUGACUCUGUCACAGGGAACAUAACCUCACUUUUAUUUAAAAAAUUUAUCCGUAUUUCCAUUCGUAUCUUCUAUAUUUAUAACAUAAAUAUUUACUAUUAUUGUUAAUAUAUUUGUAUUAUAAUAUAAUGAGUCAUUAUAGUAUGAAUAUACUUAUAUUUGUAUUAUAAAUAUUGUAUUUAUGUUAUAAAUGUAAUACAAAUAUAUUUAUAUUUUGUAUAUUUUAAACCUAUAACAUUUAUAUAUUUUAUUCUAUUUUAUAUUUUUGGAGAAAAAACUCCAGGAGGAUGUUUCCUGGAAUGUUAAUUCCAGAUUUCACUUUCUGAUUUUUUUACGUAUUUAAAAUUUUGUUUCUUUAAAAAUAGCUUUAUUGAGGUAUAAUUCAAGCACCGUACAAUUCACCCAUUUUGAAAUGUACAAUUCAGUGGUUUUUAGUAUAUUUGCAGAGUUGUGCAACAAUUGCCACAGCCAAUUUUAGAACAUUUUCAUCUCCCUAAAACGACACUCGCGCCCUGUAAUCCUCCAGUUUCCGGCCUGCAGCCUCUCCUGGGGCGGCAGACACGGGUCCCCGUUCUGUCGCCGGCUGUGCCUCUCUUGGGCAUUUCGUGUCAGUGGAAGCGUCUGGCCCAUGGCCUCUGUGUGCGUGGCCUGUUGGUUGGCACCACAUUGUGGAUGCUGUGGUGUGGGGCCAGGGUCCAGGCGUCCUUCCUCUCCAGGGCUGAGCACCGUUCUGCUGUUGCUCCCUCAGCAGCCGAGGCCCACCUGCCUUGUUUCCACUGUCUGGCUGUCAUGACUGAGGCUGUGAGCACGCAUGUCUGAGUCUGCGUGCGAACGUGGGCUGUGAGCACGCGUGUCCGAGUCUGCAUGCGGACGUGGGCUGUGAGCACGCGUGUCCGAGUCUGCAUGCGGACGUGGGCUGUGAGCACGCGUGUCUGAGUCUGCGUGCGGACGUGGGCUGUGAGCACGCGUGUCCGAGUCUGCGUGCGGACGUGGGCUGUGAUGUCUAUUGCUGCACACCUGGGGGUGGAACCACUGUGUCCCGUGGCGACUGUGUGUUGAACGUCGGAGGAACCGCCAGCCUGUUUUCCGUGGCGGCUGUGGCCACUUGACCUUUGCACAAGUUGUGUGUUUGGAUUCGCAUCUCCACCUCCCUACCCUUGUUACUGUCUCUUUGAUCACAGCCAUCCCGGUGGGUCUGAUUUUCUUUGUACAAUGCGAGCCCCCCCUCAAUGAAUUUUUGCUUAAAAAAAAGCAAUUUGUUGUUUUUAAUUGAAAUGAAAGGAAGCAUUCUUUCCUAUGCAUGUGUUUUUUUUAAAGCAAACAAAAUUAAAAUCAUAAGUAAGUAAAAAAAAAACCCACAGGAAAAUUCUAAAAACUUGCACAUAAAUGGAAUUACGAAUCAACUCAUCGUGGAAAAUCGUGUCUUGCUGGAUGUAGGUUAUAGAUGUAAGGUUAGGCACAGUGGAAAGGGAGAUGGAACCUGCAGACCCCAGACGUGGACAUGGUCCAGGACGGCGUCAGUCCGACCCCCGCCUUUUCUGCCCACCGUGGGAUCUGGAGCCCCCUGCCCACCAUGUCCCCUGAGCUGGCUUGACCUUGCCGUCCUCCCCGCCCAACCCCUGCGCCGUGUGCUCUGUGCAGACACGUCCCCUGUUGAGUCUGAGAUGGAGUUACCACCGCAAGCACAGGUGACGGCUGAAUCCCACUGCCGCCUCCGUGGAUAGGGCACCAGAAACCCUCUGGAGAGAAGGCAGCCUGCCACGCUUUGUAAUGAGCAGUUCGCUUAAGGAUCGUGUUAGACUCCAUGGCUAGUAUAGAUUUCAAAGCUCGUAUUUCUUUCUUUCUUUUUCUUUUUUUUUUUUUUUUGAGACAGAGUCUUGCUUUGUCGCCCAGGCUGGAGUGCAGUGGUGCGAUCUCGGUUCACUGCAACCUCCGCCUCCCAGGUUCAAGUGAUUCUCCUGCCUCAGCCUCCUGAGUAGCUGGGAUUACAGGCGCCUGCCGCCAUGCCCAGUAAUUUUUUUUUUUUUUGUAUUUUUAGUAGAGACGGCGUUUCACCAUGUUGGCCAGGAUGCUCUCAAUCUCUUGACCUCAUGAUCCACCCACCUUGGCCUCCCAAAGGGCUCCUGUUUCAUAACCCAUCACCCUUAAAGAGCCGUUCUCUGAGGUGGGCCUGGGCGCCUGGGGUUUUUAGAAACCUUUUCAGGCAACCGUAGUUUGCGGUUCUAAGAGGAAAAACAUCAAGAGACCUGAAGAACCCAAGCCCCACGCAUCAAGGCAGCGUCCCCGGCCAUGGCGGAGGGAGCCCCGCGCAUCGAGGCAGCGUCCCCGGCCGUGGCGGGGGUGGAGAAGGGAGAACUGAGUUGGGUUUUGGUGUGGCUAUUUCUGUGGUAUUCCCUCGAAAUAUUUGCCACUGAAAAAAUGAAAAAACUCUAAGUGCUUUUAAGUGAGUAAUUUCUGUGCGAGGUCUCGGGAAGAAGAAAUGUCUCUGUGUGCAGUGCCCAGGCUCCAUCUGCCGGCUGUGGGGGCUCCGUCUGCCGGCUGUGGGGGGCUCCGUCUGCCGGCUGUGGGGGGCUCCAUCUGCCGGCUGUGGGGGGCUCCGUCUGCCGGCUGUGGGGGCUCCGUCUGCCGGCUUUGGAGGCCCCGUCUCCCGGCUGUGGAGGUGGCAGAGCCUGGCUGGGGUCUUCCCGAGGGCCCAGCCUCCUGCUCUUCACAGGGAGCCUCAGGGAAGGUGAGGCCUCUGCCUCCCUUUCAAGCCACUGGACUUGAGCUGACCACUGAUAACACUGCAGCUCCACCGCGGGCGAGCGCAGCGCUGGGGGACAGUCCUGGCCUGAGCUCCGGGCGUGCGCGGCUCCAGCUGCGUCCUGCCCGCCUCUCGCCUCACUGGAAGCAGAGCGGAACGGGGCGUGUCCGGUCCUGGCCCUUCGCGUCCCCGCAGGCCCGUCACCUCCUGCAGGAGCCCCUCUGGCUUCCCGGCAGUCUUGGCUCUGCCAGAACUGAAUUCCUGUCGUCCCCAUGAGGACAACCAGGAUUUGCUCGGCACCGUGGCCUCUCGGGCUGACCGCUGCACCUUGCUUGCAGAAAGCCCCACCUGUGGAGGCUUGGGUGACCUUCCCUUCCUGGUCCACUGUGCCAGGUCUGGGCAGCUCCUGGCUGCUGACCUGAGACAGGUGAUUCCUCCCUGCAUGCCCACUGCCCCAUCCGUGCAUCCGUCCAUCCAGUGUCUUGCACGGGCCUGCAUAUUCCCAGCUGCUGUGGUGAAAUGUCUGCUCUGCACCACGUGACCUCGGCUGCACCCUGACCUCUGACCUCGGCUCCCAGCAUGCUCCGGUCCUGCCGUGCCCUGCCCAGGCCACGUCAGCCUUCUCCUUGCUCCUACGUCUUUACCACACACAAGCCCUGCUGCCUCGAGGCCUUCGCACCUGGUGUCCCUCUGCCUAGACCCCUCCUGCGCUCUCCGCGCCGUCCAUGGCCUCAUUCAUGCGUUCCCUUGUCCUCCUGCGGGUCUCCUCACCGUCCACAGCGCUGUUCAAGCGCUCACUCGUCCGUAAGCCUCCCUGUCCCCCGAGCGAGGCCACAGUGCUGCCCCCGCCAGCCUUGCCCGCGUUGGACAUUCGUGGUUCUGUGUGCUCUUUGGCUGGCUCCAUGGGGCCAGGACUUUGCUUCAUUGGCUGCUAUUCCCACAGUCUAGAACGGGGAUGGGCAGCUGAAACAGUCAUGGAGAGAGAGAGCGCUGUGGUUUCUGGGUCCAGUGAGCCACGCCUGGCGGGGGCCAAAGACAUCGAAAGUGCUCCCCGUUGUUUGGUCCUGGUGUGUGGGAGGCCCUGCCAUGUGCUUGUCUCACUGUGCAGGGCAGAGGAAGAAACCUCCAAGCCAGGCAGUGGUGUGUCCUGGGGAGGCCGCUUUGGGGGCAGAGCCACUGCCCUUCCCCAGCCGAGCGCCCUCUGUGCCCGCAGGCUGCACUGUGGAGAGGGCGGUGUCCUGAGGCUGAGAGAUGAGGGAACUGGCCUCUGGCAAGGCAGCGUUGAAACGUGGACGUCCCCAUCUUCAAAGUCGUGCUUCCCCCGGCAAGGCCCGUGUGGGCACCUGUGCCUCCUGGGUACCUGUGCCUCCUGGGUACCUGCGCCUCCUCGCAUUGGCUUCAGCGACGUCUGUCACAGAUUCUUACAUUUAGACGUGCCAUAUAGUCUUCCUGGUGGAGACCAACGUCCCCUUGGCCUUGUGAAGCUUACCAGGGCCUGAAUUAGGUUGGGGGGAGCAGCUGCACCUGGGGACUGUGCUGUGAAGAUGCAGGAGGGCCUGACGGCGGCUCCUCCAGGCGGGACUGUGCUCUGAAGAUGCAGGAGAUGCAGGUGUUUGGUUUUUUGAGACAGGAUCUCGCCCUGUCACUCAGGCAGGAGUGCAGUGCUGUGAUCACAGCUCACUGCAGCCUGGAACCCCGGGCUCAAGCAAUCCUCCGCUUCGCUGCAGACGUGCGCCACCAAACCCAUCUAAUUUUUAAAUUUUCUGUUGAGUUGGGGUCUUGCUAUGUUGCCCAGGUUGAUCUCUAACUCCUGGGCUCAAGUGGCGCUUCUGGCAUGGCCUCCCAAAGUGCUGGGAUUACAGGCGUGAGCCACUGCAUCUGGCCUGGAUGCAGGUAUUUAAAAGAGCUUAGGGAAGUUCUUCGAAAAAGGCUCUGGCCUUCAACUCCCACUUCUACUCCUGAUUUUGGUUCUCAUUGGGAUAUAAGUUUCAGAGCACUCCUGGGCUCAGGAGAAGAGCAGCUCCCCUGCGAGGGGCAGGGUCACCUGUGUCCACAGCAGCAGGACUUGGUCCCUGGGGACUGCGGGUCGGCAUAGUCCAGGGUGCCCAUGACCAGUCCUCCGAGGAGCAGGGCCUGGGAAGGGCAUUGUCGGGCAGGCGAGGACGGGCAUGGUUGCUGGUCUGGGCAUCAGUGGCAUUGCUCUGAGAGGGAAGGAGAUGCUGUCCCAGCAAGGGUGGCCUCAGGUCUGGACCCUCAAGUGGACACCGUGUUUUGGCUCUAGGACUGGCAUGGCCCAACAGGAUUUUCUGCAAAACAGGAAAUGGUCUCUGUGUUUUCCGUCCGGUCUGGUGACCACAAGUCACGGGCUGGUGAGCACCCGAGGAGCUGAAUUCUGUGGUGGGAAUCCAGGUUCGGGAGAGGUCGUCAGGCAGGUGUGCAGACAACGUGAGUGGUGAGCCUCACGCCCGAGGAAUCCGCUCUUCCUGCUGGACGCGUGGAUGGUGGUGACGGCCUCGCCGCAGCAGCAGCACCUGGAGCUGGCCCCUGCCGGAGACUGGCUCCAGCUUUCCUUGAAAUCCUGCAGAGCCUUCAUUAAAAUGAGUGCAAGGCCUGUAGCACGGCCGCCUCUCCGGACCCCACUGCCCUGCAAUGCCUUCUGCUCGUCCAGCUCGUGGGAAUGAAGCUUGGUCACAGUGGUUGGUGGCUCAGAGCUCCGUUGAUAAGGCUGGCCGGCCGCCUGCAGAUGUCCUGCCUGGUUUCCUGAAAGACUUGAGGUGACCCGCAGGAAACAAACACCUCAAUUUCCACGGACAGCUGUCAGCACCACCAGAAGCCUCACGGGACCCUCCCAGGUGCCCAGCCAGCACGGGCCUCCCCCCACCGAGCCCCCCACUGCCAAGCAGAGUUACAGAGAGAGGAGCCACUUGUGCAGAGCCUUUGGCAGAGCAACUGAACACCCCGCUACCGGGCAGCGCCCAGGGACGCCGCACUCUCAGCCCUGCUGCCCAAGCCCUGGGCCCGUUUUACGGAGAAGACUUUUACUGUGAAAUUCCUCGGAGCUUUCGUCACCUGUCCUUCUACAUUUUCGAUAGAGACGUUUUCCGGAGGGAUUCCAUCAUAGGGAAGGUGGCCAUCCAGAAGGAGGACUUGCAGAAGUACCACAACAGGGACACCUGGUUCCAGCUGCAGCACGUGGACGCUGACUCGGAAGUGCAGGGCAAAGUGCACCUGGAGCUGCGGCUGAGCGAGGUCAUCACAGACACUGGGGUCGUCUGCCACAAGCUCGCCACACGCAUCGUCGAGUGCCAGGGCCUCCCCAUCGUGAAUGGGCAAUGUGACCCCUACGCCACCGUGACGCUGGCAGGACCCUUCAGAUCAGAAGCAAAGAAGACGAAAGUGAAGAGGAAGACCAACAAUCCCCAGUUCGAUGAAGUGUUUUAUUUUGAGGUGACCCGGCCCUGUAGCUACAGCAAGAAGUCCCACUUUGACUUUGAGGAGGAAGACGUGGACAAGCUCGAAAUCAGAGUUGACCUCUGGAAUGCCAGUAACCUGAAGUUUGGAGAUGAAUUCCUGGGAGAACUAAGGAUCCCGUUGAAAGUCCUGCGGCAGUCCAGCUCCUACGAGGCGUGGUACUUCCUCCAGCCCCGGGACAAUGGUAGCAAGAGCCUAAAGCCAGACGACCUGGGCUCCCUGCGGCUGAACGUGGUAUACACGGAAGACCACGUGUUUUCUUCUGACUAUUACAGCCCUCUGCGGGACCUGCUGUUGAAGUCUGCGGAUGUGGAGCCCGUGUCAGCGUCUGCGGCCCACAUCCUGGGCGAGGUUUGCCGGGAGAAGCAGGAGGCGGCCGUCCCGCUGGUGCGGCUCUUCCUACACUAUGGCAGGGUGGUGCCAUUCAUCAGUGCCAUCGCCAGCGCGGAGGUGAAGCGGACCCAGGACCCCAACACCAUCUUCCGAGGAAACUCACUGGCGUCCAAGUGCAUCGACGAGACCAUGAAGCUGGCGGGGAUGCAUUACCUGCAUGUCACCCUGAAGCCCGCCAUCGAGGAGAUAUGCCAGAGCCACAAACCCUGUGAAAUCGACCCUGUGAAGUUGAAAGACGGAGAAAACCUUGAAAACAACAUGGAGAACCUACGGCAGUAUGUGGACCGCGUCUUCCACGCCAUCACUGAGUCUGGGGUGAGCUGCCCGACCGUCAUGUGUGACAUCUUCUUCUCCCUCCGGGAGGCGGCGGCCAAGCGCUUCCAGGAUGACCCGGACGUCAGGUACACUGCAGUGAGCAGCUUCAUCUUCCUGAGGUUCUUUGCGCCCGCCAUUCUCUCCCCCAACCUCUUCCAGCUCACGCCGCACCACACGGACCCCCAGACGUCCAGGACGCUGACAUUGAUCUCCAAGACCGUUCAGACCCUCGGCAGCCUGUCCAAGUCCAAAUCUGCGAGUUUUAAGGAGUCCUACAUGGCUACAUUUUAUGAAUUCUUCAAUGAGCAGAAAUAUGCUGAUGCGGUGAAGAACUUCUUGGAUCUGAUUUCGUCCUCGGGGAGAAGAGACCCCAAGAGUGUUGAGCAGCCCAUCGUGCUUAAAGAAGGGUUCAUGAUCAAGAGGGCCCAAGGACGGAAGCGCUUUGGGAUGAAGAAUUUUAAGAAGAGAUGGUUUCGCUUGACCAACCAUGAAUUUACCUACCACAAAAGCAAAGGGGACCAGCCUCUCUACAGCAUUCCCAUCGAGAACAUCCUGGCAGUGGAGAAGCUGGAGGAGGAGUCUUUCAAAAUGAAAAACAUGUUCCAGGUCAUCCAGCCAGAGCGUGCGCUGUACAUCCAGGCCAACAACUGCGUGGAGGCCAAGGACUGGAUCGACAUUCUCACCAAAGUGAGCCAGUGCAACCAGAAGCGCCUCACCGUCUACCACCCGUCCGCCUACCUGAGCGGCCACUGGCUGUGCUGUAGGGCGCCAUCCGACUCGGCUCCGGGCUGCUCGCCCUGCACUGGCGGCCUCCCAGCCAACAUCCAGCUGGACAUUGAUGGGGACCGUGAGACGGAGCGUAUCUACUCCCUCUUCAACUUGUACAUGAGCAAGCUGGAGAAGAUGCAGGAGGCCUGUGGGAGCAAAUCUGUGUAUGACGGCCCGGAGCAGGAGGAGUAUUCGACGUUCGUCAUUGACGACCCCCAGGAGACCUACAAGACGCUAAAGCAAGUCAUCGCUGGGGUUGGGGCUUUGGAGCAGGAGCACGCCCAGUAUAAGAGGGACAAGUUCAAGAAGACGAAAUAUGGAAGCCAGGAGCACCCCAUCGGAGACAAGAGCUUCCAGAACUACAUCCGGCAGCAGUCCGAGACCUCCACUCAUUCCAUUUAAAGUCUGCGGGACGCGCCCAGUGGCGCCAGCAAGCUGCCCAUGCAAAGCCGCAGCCUUUGGGAGGGAGAAGAGAAGGAAGAGCGCAGAGCCGGCAAAGUGAGAUGCACGCCGUCCCGGCCCAUAGACAAGUGGCGCUGGGGUUUCCCUCUCCCAGAACCGCUGCCACCACCGCCACGCCCUCCGCAGAAAGCCCACCUGGCCCUGUGGAACGUGUCGUCAUUUGAUUCUGUGCUUUUUGCUCCUUGUUUGUGGGGAUCUGGGGAUCAGCUGAAGGAUCAGGAAGUGUGGGCUGUGCCCUAGCCACACCACAGCCAGCCUCAGGGAGCCACGGCCCGUCUAGUCGACUGUGACAUGCACCUCCGGCCGUGUGUGCGUCAGUCUCGUGCACGUCUGUCUUGCGUGCACGGUGCGUGUGACGCUGGGCUCUGUGGCUCUGUGCCCGGGAGGCCUGCUGGCCCCGCCUCGGCUUUCGGCUUCAUCACAUUGGGAGGUUCAGAGCAUUACUCUCCCACUGUGCCUGCCAUCCAGGCAGCCAUGGGAGGCGGCCUCCCUGUUCCACUUUCGAGGUUCGUUUGAUUCCUGGCUGAGGGGUCAGUUUUAUGGCUGGGAGGUGCAGAAUUACACAGAAGUCCCAGUCUGAGGAUGUCCUUGGUGCUUGGGGGAUACGGGUUCUGUCCACAGAGUCCCUUGGAGGGAAAGGUGUGGGCUCCAGCUUCUCCAGGCGUCUGCGGAGCCCACAGUUGAAGCCCACAUCGUUUUGCUGUUGAAUGGGGUUUAAAAUCAGAAUUAACAUUUGCCACCCCCCGUGGAAGUUUGAAGAUUUUAAAAAUAGAAAUGUACAUUUUUCAAGCUGUUUUUCUUUAUGUUUUUGAAGGACCAUUUUUAAUUAGCUCUUUGAUACAAAGUAACUCAGAACGUCAAAACCUAUACCCACUAAAGGGAAGGCUGCCGGGAAGGCAAAUGGAACAGGAAUGGAGCCUGUCUCAGGAAGGCCAGCUGCAGGUCCUCCAGAAAAUCAAAGAAGGGAAGAAACUCUGAGUUUGAGGUACAGGGGCUUCGGGGUGCAGACGUCCCUCCAGGGCCCAUGGUCAGUAUUGCACCUGUGUUAUGAACCCCCAGAUGCUGUGCAGGGCAGGGGCGGGGGCUGCUGUUUUAUUGGGGAGGGGAGCAUCCUAAAAAUGGGGUCCAGGCAGACCCCUCCAGACCUCACACUGCCGAGGAGGCCUUUCCCAAAGGGCGUCCUCCCGGGAUGCAGACGGCAGGUGUGUGGGAAGCGCCGUUUAAAUACACAGCACGACGUAUCCUUGUACCGACUUCUCCCGGUUCUUGUUUGAAAAUACUGUAGUUCAGGCUCUUGAUCUAGAUGGCAGAUAGGAACUUUCUUGUCACAAAAAUACUGGAGGAAAAUGUUGUAAAAAUAGACUUUUGGACACACAGCUGUUGGGGCUGCACUGAGCUGCAAUUUUUAACAUGGAUUUAUAACUUAAUGUUUCUGUUUAUAAAAUACUAAUGAUUUGCAAUGUAUUUUACUGGCCAAUUAAAACAGAUGUUUUAUUCUUUCUGA